AGAAGAGGCCAUCUCAGUUGCAACUUCCCAGGUUGUAAAUAGUCCAGGGCUCUCUCUCGCCAAGCGUGUCAUGGGUGCCGGUCAGGAUGCAAAGAGUGACUUGCCCAAUGUCGUAGUAUCCGUAGACCUGCACAGGCUCUCGACACUGUUGCUCGCUUGCUCUUGUAGCCAGCUAAUUGUCAAUUUGAAGAGUUUUCACUCCCUUUUCCCCAACCCCAGGCUCAGCUUCGUUGAUCCCCGAGUGCCCCUGUCCGAGAGUGCCGAACAUGGCGAUGGUGUGCCGCUGAAUCCAUCCCUCUGCUCAUUGCCGGGACUACUGUACAGAGUGUGUAUCCGUAACUUUGUAGUUCGUACUCGCGCAGCAGCCUAUGACUACAGAGCGUCUGAGGCCCCAAAGUCUGCCCUUUGCUUCUGCUUCCGCUGUGCAGGGCUCGCUACAUGGGACGGGACGGGGCUGAAUGAUUGGACGUAUUGCCGGGGGCCCGCGAAGCAAGGGGUCACCAAGGAAGAAAGGGUAUCUGUAAGGAUUAGCCAUCCGUAGCCUGUUCGCAGUAAGGAUGGGCAAGGUUCAAGGAAGAUUUGGUGGAGGCUGCUGACGGGGUCCAGCGCUCCCUAAGCUCCGGCUACCAGCUCCCAGCUUGCCAGCUUGCGGAUAGACGUGGGAUGCUGAGGUGGGACGGCGG
Molecule: messenger RNA, 683 nt
Organism: Colletotrichum phormii
Lineage: Eukaryota; Fungi; Ascomycota; Sordariomycetes; Glomerellales; Glomerellaceae
Exons: 1
Coding region: 71-541 (156 amino acids)
Source: RefSeq, a predicted model, not a curated record